CUCUUGCACGCUGCAUUUAGCUCUCGUCGCUUUCUGCUAGUGUUUUAUUUCCUCCGAUCAGCGAACAUUUGGCAGUUAUUCUAGUAAAUACAGUGCUAAAACAUAAAAACCUUCGUGUUUUAGGUGUCCAAAAGAAGAAAGCCAACGAAAAAAAAACCGAAAGUGCCAAUAAACAGCAGGAAAAAGCCAGGAAAAGCGCCGCAGCAAAGUGAAAAAAGUGACAAGGAGUUGCGGAGUGAGUGUGAGUGAGAGGGAGGGAGCGCCAUCGCGGUGGUGGGUGCUCGUAUUGGUGUUGUACGCGUAUCGGUGUUAUCGCCUUCAGCAAUGAGUUGCUCCAAAUUCGCGGCGCAUGCGCUGUAUAAAUUGCGCUCUCCCGCUCUGUCUCUUUAAAAACGGAACAGGAUAUUUUAUUAUACUGAAAUUCGUACGCAGGAAAUUCGCAUAGUUGUGAAAGCUUCGCGCUGCCACACGGACGCAUUCCGCAGCUGGCUCCCCCGCACACCCACACACACCCGCCCGCCGCGCACUUACACUCACGCGCUCCUACACACACACUCGCGCAGAAAUCAAUUAAACGGCAAAAAAGAUAAGUUGUAGUUUUUCCGGGAACACAUCAAACAUGCUGAAAUUAACUCACAAGUUACGCAAAAAAUGCCGCAGCAAAAAAACAGCAGAAAAAGCGGUGAAAGCGGAGAAUCUUUGAAACGAAAGGCAACGAAAGGAUUAUGAAUAAAGUAGCAAGAAGAGGAUGCAGGAAUAUACUGCCACUUCGAAUUUCAAUCCAAUGACCACCGAAUCGGCGAUUUGUCUCAAACAACAAAAACACCCACGUAGCUAUUUGCAAUUUGCAUUUUUGCAAUUCCACUGCCCCGGAAGUAAAAGCAGCUUCAGCGGAAAUUAAAACAAAUCGAAGCUGAAAUAAAAGGCAGAGCAAUCGAGAGACAGUGAGAGAGAGUUAUUUAAGGAGAGACCAGAGAGAACGGGAGAGAGCAAGUGCAUCCUCUUUACAACACGGCACACAUUUACGACCGGUGACUGCAACUGGCCCACUCCCCCUCCUCCUCAUUCGCCGCCCCCUGCUCCUCACCCUCUUCGUCCUCGUGGUUGUCCUUUGCAAUUUGUGAUCUCAUGUUCUCAUAACUUGGGCAGCAGCCGUUGGCACGGAUUAGAAGGAAAACGUCAAGCGUCAGGCGUCAGGAGGCAUCAUAGUUCCAAAGUGCAGGAACUAACAACUCACAACGAAUAAACCGAACUUGCAUUUUUAUAUCGCAUUUUUGUAAGGAACCAACAAACGUGUUCAGCAUUGACCAAAUGCCAUUGCCACCAACUUUAGUUGGACGAGCAAACAAAUACGGCAAUUAACAGAAGUUGCCUUCGAACGAAACCCCACCCAAGGCGAGAGGAAAAGACAGGACAGGAACGACGGGAGAUAUUCCCAAUCGGAUCCCCACUAAUAAAUGCAGUGGAAGAAGAAGUUUACUCGAUUGAAAGCAGCUACUGGAAAUUCGCGUGUGCGAAGAAUGCUUUGUUGUGGACGUAGAAAGGAGAAUGGAAGAUCAGUUCCUGAUGUCACUGCCAGCCCGGGACGCGCGCCUCCCGGCCCGCUGCCCGCCAACCAGCUGUCCUCGCUGAGCAACCAGCAGCACCAUACCAAUCAGCAGCAUCAUGGCAACCAGCAGCAGCAUCACGGCAAUCACCGCGGCCAGAGUAGCGGUCUGUCCAACGCCGCGGGGGUCAAGGACCCGGUGAUGCUGCAAGGCGACUUCCGCAAGGUCAGCGGCAUCAGCUCGGACAUCUUCCGCCAGAUUGAGGCCGUCGAGAAUGAUCACGACCCCAACACGGCGGCAGCCCUGGAGGCGGUGGAACGCCGUGGGGAGAUGAUUGUGCGCGUCCUGGAGCCGCGCUGCAUGGGCAGCAAGCAGGCUGUGGAUGCCGCCCACAAGCUGAUGAACAAGGCGGACGGGCGGCACACGGUGCAGCUGGUGGAGAUCGUCAAGCGGCCGGGCCAGACGCUGGGCCUGUAUAUCCGCGAGGGCAACGGGGCGGAUCGCACCGACGGCGUGUUCAUCUCGCGGAUUGCGCUGGAGUCGGCAGUAUACAACAGCGGAUGCUUGAGGGUGGGCGAUGAAAUUCUUGCGGUGAAUCUGGUGGACGUGACCCACAUGUCCCUGGACGAUGUCGUCAUCAUUAUGUCAAUUCCACGCCGUCUGGUGCUGGCGAUACGUCAGCGCCGUGGCAAUCGUGGCACAGGAUCCCCCGGACCGCCGACGCUGUCCCGCCCGGAACAAAAACCGCCACCGGUUGUUGUGAUUAAGCGUGAUCUGCGGGACGAGGAUCUAGACGAGACGGACCGGAUGCCGAGGCCGCGCUCAUCACGUGAAAGACGUACAGGAGAUGGCCGCGAAAUGACGGAAUCACGAUCUCGCUUGGGUCUGGGCCUUAACAACUACAGCCCGCAAUCGGAGCAACUGGAUAUGUACUACAAUACCCGCGGCGGUGGAGGAGGAGCAAUGGGUGAGCCGCCGAAUUGGGGCUACAAGCCUCCACCGCCACCGUCUUCGGUGAUCACGGAGCAGCCCACGAAGGGUCACGCUUUCGCGCCGUCGCAUGCUUACUAUCAGAAUGCCGGCACCCUGGAGAGUCUAGCGGAGAAGGUGCAUGCUUUCUAUCCGGGACAGCCGGGUGGUCCGCCUGUGGGUCCCUCAAGAAGAAUGUCCACCGGCACUGGAAACAUAAGCCUCGCUCAACAACACGCUAGAUUCCCGCGAUCCGGUUCGGAUCAGCAUUUACCUCGCGUUGAAUAUGCGGACUAUUCCAAUUCACUGGGACGACACUCCCUCUUGCGAUCGAGUUUGAAGCCAGGAACAGCUGGAGGAGCUCCAAUGCCAGUGGGAGUGGGUGGCACUCUCGGCCGCUAUGGUCGCUACGAUCAACAGAGAGGUGUAUCCAAAUACGGCCCCCCAGCUGGCGGGGCUCAAUCGCUGACCCGUCGCUCGAGACCAAAUCUGGACUACUCCAGCGAUACGGAGGCCACCAUUGGACCCAGGCCGAGUUACUACUACUACAACAGACCCGCCAUCGGCAGCAUGCCAAGGGGAGCGGGCGGUGCCGGUGGAGGAGUGGGUGCCGCUGCAGCAGCUGCCCUGCUGGCCGGAGCCGCUGAUCUCAAUAAGUUCAAUUCGCUACCCAGGGAGCGACCCGGAGUAAGAUUGCAGGGCAUUCGUUCCAGGAUGGGAGAUCGCUUGGCAGACGAGAAUGAUGGCAACACUUCGGCACCUGAGUUCGAUGCGCGGAGAGGCAGGGACCUGCGGCAGCGAAUUACCGCCAGCCCCUCGAUAUUCACGGCUGACGAGUACCGCGCCUGGCUGAGAAGGGCUCCUAGCAGCUCUGCAAUUGCGGAACAGAUGCGGAUGACUCGGGACAUGUUUGCCCAGCCGCGUGCCCAGCGAUUCUCCUGUAGCGCCGAGAACAUCCAUGACGCGCUGCGAAAUACGGAGAGCAUUUACUCCAGCAGAACCCACAUCCUCGGUACCGGUACUCUAGAUCGGAACAUGGGCCUUACCCGGCCCAUCUCCGCAUUACCAGUGCGUUCCAUGUCCUCGCAGCACAUUGGGGGAGCAGGAUCUAUUCGAUCGCCCAGCAUUCGACGCAUGCGGCAGCUGUUGGAGCUGUCCGCUGGUCCUGCCAGUCCCAGCGGCAGCAUCCUGAGCACUGGAGGUCACCAGAGUCCGGCACCAACGCCAAGUGCCACGUUGCCCCGCCCCCACCGCCAGAUUGACAUUAAUCCGGCGGAGUUCGCGAAGUACAAGCUUGAUAAGCCCAUUGUGGAUAUUGGAGGGAUCUCCGGAAUGUUGUGGAUUCAUUUGCUCGCAGGUCGAGGUCUAAGGACGGCUCCUGAAGGAACGGGAGGAGCAGCGCCACCGUCCCAAACAAGGGACCUUUACUGCGUCAUCGAGUGCGAUCGCGUGCAUAAAGCCCGGACAGUGGUGCGUUCCGGUGACCUACAGUUCGACUGGGAUGAGUCGUUCGAGUUGGACUUGGUGGGCAAUAAGCAAUUGGAUGUACUGGUCUACUCCUGGGAUCCACAGCACCGGCACAAGCUGUGCUAUCGAGGCGCCAUUUCGUUAUCGUCAAUCCUCCGACAGUCUCCGCUCCACCAGUUGGCUUUGAAGGUUGAGCCCAGGGGCACGAUAUACAUUCGUAUGCGGCACACGGAUCCCCUGGCUCUCUACAAGAGGAGGGGUCUGCCUAGCUUGCGGGCUGGCUAUCCCACGCUCUUCGGCGCCGACUUGGAAACGGUGGUCAACAGGGAGUCUAAGAACGCGCCCGGAUGUGCACCGGUUCCCAUCGUUUUGAGGCGCUGUGUGGAAGAGGUGGAGCGUCGUGGGCUCGAUAUAAUCGGGCUGUACCGACUGUGCGGCUCCGCCACGAAGAAGCGACUGCUGCGCGAAGCCUUCGAGCGCAAUAGUCGUGCCGUGGAAUUGAGCCCAGAACAUGUUCCUGACAUUAACGUCAUUACCGGCGUGCUCAAGGAUUACCUCAGGGAGCUUCCCGAGCCGCUGUUCACGCGCUGUCUCUUCCAGAUGACAGUGGAUGCCCUAGCUGUUUGCCUGCCGGAUGACCCGGAGGGCAAUGCGAAACUCAUGCUAAGCAUACUCGACUGCCUGCCGCGGGCGAACAGGGCCACGCUGGUAUUCCUGCUCGACCAUCUGUCGUUGGUCGUUUCCAACUCGGAGCGGAACAAGAUGUCCGCCCAGGCGCUGGCCACAGUGAUGGGCCCACCGCUGAUGCUGCAUUCGGCGAGUGCGCAGCCGGGCGCUGACAUCGAUCACGCCCAGCCAAUCGCGGUGCUUAAAUAUCUGCUGCAGAUCUGGCCGCAGCCGCAGGCGCAGCAUCAGCAGCUGGCGCAGCACAUGGGCAACGCUGCUGGGGCGAUGAUGGGCGGCCUUGCCACCGCCGGGAGCAUGAGCAAUAUGGCCGGCGUUGCUUCAGGUCGGCGCGGCGAGUCAACAGGGCAGCGUGGAAGCAAAGUCAGUGCGUUGCCAGCGGACAGACAGCAACUUCUACUGCAGCAGCAGGCGCAGCUCAUGGCGGCGGGCAAUCUUCUGCGCUCGUCCACUUCGGUAACCAACAUACUCUCCCAAGGCCAUCCUCAGCUCUCAGCCACAGCCAACAGUCAUCUGUAUCAAUCAGUAGUGGGUCAGUUAGCUCAAUCGCAUCGAGCCUUGCAACAAGCGGUGCAACAGCCCUAUCAAUUGGGGGGCUCAGUGGUCUCAGCAAUUCCCGACCAAUCGCCACUGCCACUUCCAGGCACACCCUCCCCCGGCAGUAGUUCGGCAUCAACGGGCUCGGGCUCCGGAUCCGGAUCGGGUAAAAGCACGGAUACCAUCAAGCGAGGUGCUUCGCCUGUUUCCGUGAAGCAAGUCAAGAUCGUCGACCAGCCAUCUAGCCCCUACUCCAUCGUGAUGAAGAAGCCGCCGCUGCAGAAGGAUGCGCCCGUAGAAAUCACUACGCCCACUACCCAAACGGAGGCAGCCUCAGCCCUGGGAAGCCACAAUAGAGACAAGGAAAGCAAUGGGACAGCAACUCGUAGGGGAAAUGUGGUCUUCUAUGAACCGCAGAAAGCGCAAUCCAAGAGUUCGGGGAAUGACGAAUCCAGCUACAGCUCUAAGUACGCCAGUUUGGAUGCGAAGAAAAGCUGCUUUGGAAGCAGCAGCUACAUGCCCAGCAAGGCGAGUACCAUCUCCGCCGGCGAAGACUACAAGGCCAUGCGGAACAAGUCGAGUGCCACAUCCAGCUCGAGUUCAUCCCAGGCCACGGUACUGAGUGCUGGAUCAACGGCCACCUCGGCCCCGACCACCUCAUCGGACGAUUCGGAUGACCUGGUCUCCUAUAAGUCUUCGGCCUCCACGAACGCUUUGCUGGCCCAAUCGCAGGCCAUGACCACUAGCCAGCUGAUGUCCAAGUAUCUAAAGCGGGAGCCAAGGGUGCAGUUUACGCCCAUCAAGUCCCCUGACUCGCCCUCGCCUCCGGGUGGCGGCGACGGCCUGCCAAAGGGCACUUACCAACUUGUCACUCCCGCCUCGGGAUCAUCGAGCAAACCAGGUGCCACUACUGGAGCCAUAAGCAAAUACACCACCAGCUCAGCGGACUCGAAUACAAACGCAAACAGCCAGAAACUGGCAUCGCCCUCGCGCCUGUCCAGCGGCAAGGACAGCAGGACUGCAGCCGUGAGCAGCACCACUGCCUCUGCCUCGCUUGUUUCCACUGGUCGCCGACUGUUCGACAGCCUGGCCUCUUCAUCAUCCUCGGAAACUGAAACCAAGACCUACAUAGGCGGCACCACUUCGGCCGGCGGGGCCACCAACACCACCACCUACACCAACGAUACUAGAAACUCCAGCAGCAGUAGCAGUAAGUCGGGAAUGGGAGGGGUAUCUGGGUUGGGAUCGGGCUCGGGAUCAGGCUCCGAGCACAGAAGCUACGGCAGCGCGCUUUUCGGGAGCAGCGGUCUGGGCAACGGGAAUGGCAGUCACAACCACUCUGGCGCCAGUCCAAGUCCCUUCACCACCACCAACGGCAAUGGCAAACACAACACCAUGCAUCUGUACGGCACUCUGCCCAAGAACGGUACCUCGACGGGGGCCGCUCUAUUCGGCGGCUCGGCCAACAGCUCGUCCUACCACUCCUCGGGCAGCGGAAGUGGCAGUGGGGCGGGCACUGCCAGCAGCAGCGGGGUGAGCUCCAUGACGGGCUCCACUAAUAGCUACGACUUCUACACGAGCAGCAGCUCCAGUGGAAGGCCCUUCGCCAACGGGGGCAACAACUACCACACUCUAGGCACCUAUAGGGCGCAGUACGCAGCCACCAACCCCUUUCUCGACGCCUUCGACGAGAAGCCAGGCAGCAAUGGGGGCGGCAGCGGAGGCAGCAAUAGUCACGGGGAGGAGAAGCUGGGCGCGGACAAGGGCCACCAUAGGGCGGCGGUGAUGGCGGCCUUCCAGUCGUCGGGAGACUCGAAGAACGGUAGCGAUGAGUAUGACGAUAUCAAGUGAGGUGCGAGGAAGGGUUAAAUGCGGUUAGGAAGAAGGUAUAAAACUAUAACUACGUUUAUACGCAGGUCACUUUCAAUUCUGAAUGUAUUUCGAAAGCUUAACCCCUUUUAAAACUUUUUAAAUUUGUAUUAUUAAUUAAUUCGAAUAAAUUUAAAAGGUCAUUACCUAAAAUGAAAAAUGUCUACCGGAAUCCGCCAAAACUAUUAAUUUGUUACAUAAUCUUUUUCUGUAAAUAACUUUGUCCUUAUUGUUUAUUGGAGUGCCUGUGUAUAAGCGUAGUUACUUAACGAAAAAGUACGAAAAUUAUUGCCAUACAAUGCUGAACGUGUUCUUUUGAAGUAUUUACAGUUUACAAAUUUACAAAAUACGAUCGAAAAACGAAUAUAAACCGUUAAAAUGAAUGAUAUGCUACGAGUAAAGCACACGAAAGAAAAGAAAUCCCUAGCCAGCUAAAGCCCCAAUAGCAAUUCACUUAAGCAACCAGAUUAUGAAACUAUAUAGUAGUUGAGCUCAGUGUAUUUAUGUCAUAAACAACGGAAGCUUAGCCAUAGCAGCUUCAACACUUCUGUAACGCUUGACAGUGGGCAGUUAUUUGGGUACCAUAAAUCCGAAUUCAAUAACAUUUACGAGCAGUAUUUUUGAAUGAACUAAAACAUAAACUUAAAACAGCAGCGUAUACAAAAAAAUUACAAUUAAUAACAUACAGAGAUAAAGUUUAACAAAAGGUUGAUCGCGCAUUUAAUUUUUACAUACAAAAAACUUAUACACAAACUAUGCGCCUCUAAUAGACAUGCAACUACGUCGAUGACAUAUUUUUGCAUACUCCCGUUUCGCAGUGGAAUCUGUUCCACGACUUUCUAGCCCUAAAUCUAUCCACAUCGUCUGUUAUGUGUGUGUUUCAAUGUGACCAACUCUCUAAUCUAAAAAAGUAUAAUACAUGACUAUGACAAACUAUCCAUAUGAAAUAUUUAACGACUUUUGAAGCAAUAUAUUUGCCUAAAAUGUUUAUCUACGCCUCUUAUAUAUAUCUCUAUAUACACGUGUCUAUGUGAUCAGAAACAGAAUCAGAUCAGGACAAAAGCGCUGAAAAGUAAUCUUAUAUUCGCUUGGUCAAGCGACUGAUCAUUUCAGAUAAAACUCUCGAUUCGGAUUUCACAUAUACAGACACCACACGGAUACUAACAUGCAAAAUACAAAUACAUGAAUUUAUUGACGAAUCGAUGUGCUUAGUUUUUGUAUGAAACAAAGUCUGAUAUACACACUAAUAUACAACAGUACAGUAUAAUAUUUAUAAACAUUUAAACAUAAUUAUACAUGCGAUGAAAAACUAAAAAAAAGAAGGAAACAAAGGAAUGCUAAAAAUAUAUACUGCAAAAUAACAAUUUAAACACUUUGCGAUUAAGUAGAACUUUACAGCAGUUAUGUUUUUAAAGCUUUUUAUAACGUACGACCAACUGUGCUUAACCCCAAUCAUAUUGAAAAUUACAUCUAAAUGAGCCUAUAAUUAACAACGCUGCAUAAAACCCUAUGAAUCACAAAUAAUACGAAACUGUAAAUACCUAGAAAGUAAUUAAUCAAACUACUGGUCAAAAAAACGUCAGUUGAAACUAGGUCACACCAACUAGUCAUAGGCAUCGCCGUUAAACACACAUAGCCUAGGGUAAAGUAUUAUUUAAAUGGGGCAGCCAAGAAUCAUAGUAAACAAAAAUAAAUAACAGCUAGUCAGAAAACAAAAAACAGUGGAAAAACCAAGUUAAAUCCAAAAUAUUUAUGUUAGGUACCAAACAAAACGCAAAAUCAUUCGUCUUCAUGCGAGUACAACUUCCUUCAGCAACUCAACAAAAUCAAUUGAAAUAAAGUUCAUGUUUAUAUAACAUUUUUCAUAACUAACCAAAUCUGUAUAAUCCCAAGCGUAAGCGUAACUAUAUCCAAGAUUUUGUAUUAAUUGAUUUGAGCCAUUUAUAUGGAAUAUCAAUUGAGGAGUCCGAUGGAGCGUUGAGAUUUUAAAUAGCUAAUUAUUGAGUUAAUUUUGUCAGAUUUAUUUAAUACUUAUGAAGAGCAUUUAAAGUGUUGAACAUAAUUCUUAAACCAAAGAGUUAUAUACCCCAACUAAGGCAACCAAAUAGUUGAGGCAAAUUGAUUUUUAUAUAGCGAAUUGUUAAUUAUUGCAUAUAGCGAGUAGUUUUUAAUAAAAGUCACAAAUAGGUGAGCAAGACAGGAGUUUUCAUUUGUGGUGGUCGCGACUCGCGAACUGCCCUAGCUGCCCAACCUGUUUUAAGAUUUUAACGUGGUACAUACCAAAGAAUAUUCAAUGUUACUACAGUUGUCGCCUUCUUUUAAACACAAGAAUAACUCUUAUACCCCUAGUAACUCUCAAACAAAGUUCUCUUAAUUUGUUCACCCUAAAAGCUUUAAUCGUUGAACGAUCCGAAGGUUACAAAUACGAGACAUAUUCUACAAAUACCAAAUAAAAGUAGCGAAGAAACGGAGGAUAUCAUGAAUAGGACAACACGUUGAUUUAUUUGCAAGUUGUUGUGGCUUCUUAGUCGUAGUUAGCUUAGCCUAAGAUGUGGGAGCUGGUAAAGAAUCGGAGGUGGUCAGUUGGUGGUGGCUAGAGUAACUGGAGGCUGCGACUGCGAGGGCGCGUGUUAUGGCUUUUGCCGCUUGGGGCUGCUUUUCUGGGCCCGAUCCUGUUCGAUAUGUAUUUGUACUUGUACUUAGAAUUCGUAAGCAUACACUAUGGAAUAUAUAUCACUGUGUCAUAUCGUACAUUUAAAGCAAAAAAGCAACCAAACUGGAGCUGGGCGAAGAAGCCAGAAGAGGGUAAAUUGUUAACGCAAGUAUUGACGUAUUGAAAUAUGUAUACAAACCUAAAUUGAUAGCGGACGAGCAACUACAUUAUAUACAUAGUGAAAUAACAAACUAAACCUUAACACGAUUGGCAGGCAACCAAGUACUACAAAUUGUGCAUUUAAUUUAGAAUAACUAUAUAACUGAUACAAAAACCAAUCCAACUGUUAGCUGGCGAAUGAUGACGGAAAAUGAAUUGAAAAUUAUGCUAACACAUUAGGCGUUAAAGUUAGUUAACAGUAAAUGAAACAGAAACGAACUAAUUUACCGAAAUGUAUUGCACAAUAUCGAACACUUAUAAAUAUUAGCGAAGUAACUAAGCCUGUUGUAAUAACACGCAUACAAAUAGAAUCGGAUACGUAGGCGAAGGUUGCAGAAUGCAGAUUCAGAUUCCAUUUAGGUUAUGUUCAAAACUCGAUCUCGAAGUCGGAUCUGCAAGCGACCGAUUCCACGGCGGAAAUCUCCGAUUGUUUGGAAGGGAGCUCAGUUGUAUUACGGUUUGGAUAGUUUGGAUAUUGCAUACGCCUAAGUAUAUAUAACGAAAGUGUGAAUUUAUGUAUGUAUUAAAUGUGCCUAAACUUUCGUUUACUUUUGAAUCACGACAAACCUUCCGCCCACGCCCUUGUUAUUUUUAUUUCCGGCCCACUUUGAAACCCUUUGACGCUUUAUGGGGAUUUUAUUUUGUUUUUAAAACGAUCUUGAAAGAAUGCAAUUGAGGCUAAGAUUUCUUCUGUCAACCUUAACAAGUAAAUGGAGACCAAAUGCUCAGGGCUUUAGCGUGUUAUAGUAGGCGUAAUAUAAAAAACAAAAACAAGGGAAAACCCAAACUAAGAACUAAGUGCAACACAUCAUGAGCAUACUCCAUCAAACGUUAGGCCAAUGCAUUUAAGUUUAAACUUUAGCUCUUGUCAUCAGCAGCAGUAGCGGCGGGUGCAGCACCAACAUCAACAACAACAGCAGGCACAACAAGAACAAUCCAGCAAACAAAUUUACAAAAUCCAAGCAAUCAAUUUGUUGAAAAGACUGAAAACCAUAAAAACAAAAAAGGGAACGAAACAAAACUUAACCCACAACAAGAGACACCAAGAGUGUUAAUAGAAAUCGACAUCAAACCAGAAAUAUAUACGACUAUUUUGAAGAUCCCCAGUCAUAAAAAGGCUCAGAGUUUUCUUGUGUUUACAAUCAGUUUAAACGUUUCAGUUGAUUCCUUUUCUAGCUCGGCGUUGAACUUUAACGAAGUAACAUAUUAAUCUUAAAGUAAUAGUAAAAUAUUAGCGAAAAUAAUAAUAAUAUUACCACCCGCAUUUUGCUACAUACUUAAUAUGCAAGUUUAAUAAUUAAAAGCAAUAAGAAAUAGUCUAACAAAUAGUUCAAAACUUAUCGAAAAGAAGGCGGAGAGUUUUCAAGUAGGCAGGAAAACACUACCAAAUAGAUUGUCGGCAAAGGACUCACACGUUUCCCAGGGCGUUUUCCAAAAUUAAUUCUGAUAUAUAGAACUUUGAAGUCAUUUUCCAAACCCACCAUAAACGGAAGCGAAAAGAACAAAUUAUACUUAAAGUAAAUCUAACCGUUUUCGUUUGCUUAACCUUCUUCUUUAUUUGGUCCUUUCCAUACGAAUUACAAGCAUAUGUAUAUAUCUCGAUAUAUUAUUGCGAUCCCCAGACCUAUAACGCAGAUGCAGCGGACAAGCUAACCCACGGAGCAAGACCCAAUCCAACCAACUGACACAAACGAGUAUUGCGGGGCGACAUUAGCGAGGAUUCGUUAAAACGGAUAAUACUCUGAUUUACCACUGCCACAAGGAAACAAACAAAAAAAAAGGAGAUAUUUUGCAUAUAGCGUAAAAUUAUAUAUUUAAAAAUGACUAAUUUGGCAAGAACACGGCGAAAAUUCAUUGCAAUUAUUCAAGUAAACUUAACAUUAUAAUUUAUUCCAAACAAAUAACAACAAUAAUUAUCGUAUAAUUAUGGAAAGCAAAAACAAAAAAAAAAUUAAAAACGAAAUCGUUCUUUGCGUGAGAAUAAGCGAUGUUACAUUAUUUAAUGAAAAUAUAUACAUAUAAAUACAAUA
This is a messenger RNA of Drosophila rhopaloa, 11975 nucleotides long. RefSeq names its product rho GTPase-activating protein 100F (gene RhoGAP100F). Gene Ontology annotation, molecular function: protein binding. The transcript is spliced from 11 exons. Lineage: Eukaryota; Metazoa; Arthropoda; Insecta; Diptera; Drosophilidae. The record is from RefSeq and is a predicted model, not a curated record. The coding region runs from base 1458 to 7055 and encodes 1865 amino acids. Gene Ontology annotation, biological process: signal transduction.